This is a messenger RNA of Camarhynchus parvulus, 6081 nucleotides long. RefSeq names its product FERM and PDZ domain containing 3 (gene FRMPD3). The transcript is spliced from 15 exons. Gene Ontology annotation, cellular component: cytoskeleton. The coding region runs from base 89 to 5203 and encodes 1704 amino acids. NCBI's taxonomy places the organism in Eukaryota, Metazoa, Chordata, Aves, Passeriformes, Thraupidae. The record is from RefSeq and is a predicted model, not a curated record. Gene Ontology annotation, molecular function: protein binding.
AGACAAUCCCAUGCCUUUGGAAAAGGGGACGAAGAGUAAGGUGACAAUGUUUGCACACCACAUAUAAUGUCUAAAGCGCAGCCAUGUGAUGCCGGAGGAGCGCGGUGGCGAUGAUAUGGAAUGUGGGCAGCUGCCUCCGGCCACGCUCCGACAGGUGACGGUCCAGCGCCACCCCCUCCACGGAUUCGGCUUUGUGGCUGGCAGCGAGAGGCCCGUGGUGGUGCGCUCGGUGGCUGCAGGCGGCCCCUCUGAGGAUAAACUCCUGCCAGGAGACCAGAUCUUGGCCAUCAACGAUGAGGAUGUGAGUGAAGCCCCCAGAGAGAGAUUCAUCGAGCUUGUCAGGAAGGCCAAGGACUUCAUCAUCCUCACGGUCCUGCACACCCACCAGUCUCCCAAAUCUGCUUUCAUCAGCGCAGCCAAGAAGGCGAAGCUCAGGUCCAACCCGGCCAAAGUCCGAUUCUCUGAGCAGGUGACGGUCGGCGAGACAGACCCAGACAUGUUGAAGAAAGAAGCUCUCCUCCUCAUUCCCAACGUGCUGAAGGUUUUCCUGGAGAACGGGCAGAUCAAAUCCUUCACGUUCGAUGGCCGAACCACUGUGAAGGACGUGAUGGUGACGUUGCAGGACCGCCUGUCACUGAGGCACAUCGAGCACUUUGCCCUGGUCCUGGAGUAUUCCAGCCCCGAGCAGAGCCACCGCUUCCUGCUGCUCCAGGACAAGCAGCCCCUGGCCCAUGUGGUGCAAAGAACACACUACCACGGCAUGAGAUGCCUCUUCCGCGUGAGCUUCUUCCCCAAGGACCCGGUGGAGCUGCUGCGCCGGGACCCUGCAGCCUUCGAGUACCUCUACAUCCAGAGCCGCAACGAUGUGAUCAGAGAGCGCUUCGGCACCGAGCCCAAGCCUGACAUGCUGCUGGGGCUGGCUGCCCUCCACAUCUACAUCACCGUCUCAGCCACCCGCCCCAGCCAGAAGGUCUCCCUCAAGAACGUGGAGAAGGAGUGGGGCCUGGAGCCCUUCCUGCCCCCCUCGCUCCUGCAGCUCAUCAAAGAGAAGAGCCUCCGGAAAUCCCUCUCGCAGCAGCUCAAAGCCCACCAGCACCAGCCUGGGGGCACCAAGGUCUCCACAGCCCAGGCAAAGCUGCAGUACCUGAGGAUCCUGAACGAGCUGCCCACCUUCGCCGGGGUUCUCUUCAACACAGUGGGACUGCAGGAUGAGAAGCAGCCAGCCACCACCCUGCUGGUGGGACCCCGGCACGGCAUCAGCCACGUCAUUGACCUGAAAACCAACCUCACCACGGUGCUGUCCGAGUUCAGCAAGGUCAGCAAGAUCCAGCUGUUCAGGGAGAACCAGGGCGUGGCCCGGGUGGAGACCAGCAUCCUGGAUGCCAAGCCCCUGGUGUUGCUGAUGGAGUGGCCUGAAGCCACCAACUUCGCCUGCCUCAUCGCGGGCUACUGCCGGCUCCUGGUGGACUCCAAGAAGAUGAUCCUGUCCAGGGCCCCCAGCCAGCCACCCCCACCUCAGAUUAUCAAGGCAGAUUACAUCAACGCACACAACUUCCAGCGGCCUGCCACGGCAGGGCACGUGGGAAAGAAAGAGAAUGGGCUGGUGGGUGGCUCUGCCACUGUCCCCGGAGCAGCCGGGGCUGCUGCCAGCAGGGACUCGGAGCUCAUCCGCUUCUGCUACCUGCACAUGCGAGAGCAGAGGAAGGAGAGGGAGAGCGCCACGGAUAUCAAUGAAAACCUGAUCUUUUUUGAGGAAACUCGUCCCAGGACCAAAUCUGACCCCACUUCCAAAAGCUCUGGCCAAGGCUACAACGGGGCAGCCAAGGAGUACGACCCGGCUGGCCUUGAGCAGGAGAGGCAGGGCAGCAGGGCCAGGGCUCACACCAUAGACACGCACCUGCGCAGCGACAGCGCCCACCUGUACUGCGAGUCCUGCCAAGCCAAGAUCAGGAGCCGGCUGGCCUCGGGCGCGGCGGGCAAGCCCGGCAGCACCCGCGACACCACCGUGGACUUGAUGUCGCUUCCCCCUCCCGGGAACGACGAGGAAGAGGACGAGACAACAUCCCUGCUCCCCGCCAUCGCCGCUCCCCCUCCUGGCUUCCGAGACAACAGCUCCGACGAGGAUGACCCCAAGCGCCGGGCAGCUGCCCAGAGCCAGGAGCAGGGCCGGCAUCUCUGUGGCAUCCUCUACGACGAGAUCCCGGUCACCCUGAUCGACAGCGUGCAGCCACGGACCGUCCGAGACCACGCCCAGGAGCUGGAUGAUGCCCUGGUGUCCACCCUGCAGGCGCUGGAAGCCCUGGCUGCUUCAGAGGAUUGUCCACAUCCCCCACCACAGCAGACAGCAGGUCUUAUUGUCCUGGCUGCCAUCACUCCUGAGUCAUCCCUGGACUCUGGCCACGAGACGAACUCCUCGGAGCUGACCGAUGUCUCGGAGAUGGUCUCUGCUAUGAAGCAGCACCAGAACGCAGCCUACUUCCUCACCCAGCACAUCAACAAAGAAAACCUUCUGGCCAGGAAGGACUUGCCUUUCCGAAUCCAGAGCUGUGCUGCCCAGGCUGUUCUCACCUCCCCCUACCCCCUGAGCCGCCAGGAGCCCUCACUGAAGCCAGCCUUCUCCAUCCAAAGUCCCAGCCUUAGCAACUGCAAGAGCAAGCAGGAGCAGCAGCCCAGGGAGCAGAGCUGCACCUCGGCUGCCCAGCCAGGGCUGAGCCCCCAGCUCAGUGAGCAGGGCAAGGGGGCUGCCGUGCCAAGCUCUGAGUGCAAAGCUGCAGCUCACACAAAAGCUGCCUUUGAGGUAUCUCUGCAUGCCACAGCAGCCCCGAGCAGGGAGCAGGCACAGGAUCUACAAGAGAAGAUGCCCAAAGAGGUGCAGCCGAGCUCCAAGCUGCUCCUGGAUCAGAAGAGCAGUGUAACUCCAGCCAUGGUUUCAGCUGCUCUGCAGCAGGUGGCAAAUGCAAAAGCCUCAGCUCCCCAAGUGGUAUCAGCCUUAAAAGAAGACCAGAACGUGAAUGGUACCAGCAGCAAGCCUUUGACACUUAAAGGAGGUCUACAAACUGCAGAGACAUUGUGCAACUGUCAGCAGCAGCAGCAGCAGCAGCAGCAGCAGGUCUCUCCGCAGCAGCACUGUGAAGUUUCUCCAAGUCCUAAGGAAGCUCCUGGCAGUCAGGCUGAAGCUUUCCACCUCGCCUCAGCAGGUGAGGAAAUGAUGUCCAGUAAGACUUUUGCCUCUAAAAGCUACCAGCAAAAAGUCAGUAGAGAUGCUCCAGGAAAAGCUGCAAGCGGAGAGACAGGUCAGAAGGCAGGUGGGGAAGCCACAAGCCUCGUCUUGCAGAAACACUCAGCUCCUUCAAACCAAGGACAGAAAAUACAACAGGAAAGUUCGGCCAAAAUCUUAAAAGCUGAGAGCAGCAAUGUGCACUCUCCAUCACCUGGUAGCAUUUUCAGGAGCACCAGUGAGGAAGCCAAAGGGCCAAUCCAGCUGAUGCCCAGAUCCGAGAGCCUGCAGAUUAGCACUGUGCCUUCCAAAAAAGUAGAGAAAGUCCUGGAGGUAACCCAGCAAGAUGCUGAUGUCCCAGCUAAACCCAAAGCCCCAAAAGCUCCCUUCAGGCUUAGGAACCUGUUCUCUGCAACAUUUCCCACGCGGCUGAAGAAGGAGACGGACGAGCGGCAGGCCCAGCUGCAGAAGGUGAAGCAGUAUGAGCUGGAGUUCCUUGAAGAGCUGCUCAAGCCAAAGAGCAAAGGUGACCUCCCACCACAGGAGUACCUGCACCCGCCUGCCCCUGGGCGCUGCAGCUGCCAGCUGAGGAGCAGUCCUGUGCAGAAAGUCCCAGGGAUGUCCAGGGAGCAAAGGCGCAGCUGCGACUGCAAGCGGAUUUGCAGGGGAAUGAGGCCACCCCCCAACCAGCUGGUGGUGUCGGAACUGGAGAGGCGAGGCAGGGAUAAAGCUGCAGAUGACCAGAAGCAGGUGGAAGCCAUUAGGCUGACCAGCAUGAGCAGCCCUUCCAAAGGCAAACGGAUCCGAUCCACAAGUCUGGAGUCCCGAGACAACCGGUCAGACCCGGAGAACGGCAUGUCCUGUUUGACAACGUGCACCUCCCGGGGGGAGUGCAUGGGUGCGCCCCACUACAGGAAGCUCUUGCGUCGCUACAGUGUCAGUGAAAUAGAUAAGACUGAAAGGACAUCCCUGUCCUCUGAUGUGUACCAGAACAUCUACACAACCAAGCAGAAAGGCCCCCAGAAAGAGCCUGAGCCCAGCAUCCUCUGUCCUGUUCUGAAGAGCAAAAUCCAGGAAGCCUCUGGAGUGGCUGACCCCUCCUACGUCCAGAUAGCACAGGACAAAAAGAGCCAGAAGGGUUCAGCAGUGUUCUCUGUCCAGGAGGAGAUGUACCCAAGUCCUGCUGAGCUGCGGGAUGAAGACAUGGAGGAUGAGAAGUGCUGCUCCAUCCGCUACUGCUUCUACUACAGGAAAUGCGAUGUGGCAGAUGAUGGGAGCGAGAAGGAUGAGCUGUCCUAUUCCAUCCCCAUGCAGAUACUCCCAGGAAUGAAGCUGGACAGUCAGAUGGUCCCAGUCAUGAGCAGGACUCUUCAGGUCCUGGACGCAACAGCCUGCAGCAGUCCCAAUGAGAGCCAGACCCAGGAGAUAGACUUAAGGACCUCCAGUUUUGAGGGGAGCUUGGCGAAGAUCAACACCCUUCGAGGCCAUGCCUACAGCUUCCCCAAUGGGUUUCUGCAGGUGCAGCUGGACACCAACGAGCUCCUGACCAUCCUGAGGCAGUGUGUGCUGAGCCCCGAGGUGCGGGACUGCAAGCCCUACAUCUCCCAGCUGGCUGAGUACAAGCAGGAGCUGGCCCUCAAGUUCAAGGAGUUCCGGGCGUCCUGCCGCCGCGUGGCCGCCGUCGACAAGAGUCCCACCCACAUGCUCUCGGCCAUCACGAGCAGCUUCCAGGUGCUAAGCAGCCUCAUCGAGACCUUUGUGAGGCUGGUGUACGUCGUGCGCUCCGAGUCCCAGCGCCAAGAGCUGCUGACCAAGGUGGAGGAGGUGGUGAGGAACUACACCUUCCUCCUGAAGGCUGCCGAGGAGUCCACGGCCAGGACGCUGAGCCACCAGCAGACUGUGGAGCAGCUCGCCCGCCAGUCAGCCACGGUGGCCACGGUCAUGAGCACCCUGACACGCUCCCUGAAGACGCUGAUCAAUAAGUAAAGCCAGCUUUGAAGACCAAGGAGGCAGUGUGUGCCAGGCCAUGCUGUCACAUCUCACAGGUCUGGUGAGGAUGCGGUGCCUGCAGACCCACGCUGACCGGGGUCUGUGGUAGCCAAGACACUCUUUGAUCUCUGCAGAAUGCAUGGUUGUGUUGGUGAUGGGUUUGAAGGGUGAAUUUGUGCCCUGCCACAAGCUGUGCAAUCUGCUGGUCCAGGGGCUCAAGCAGCUUCUCUGCUUGUUGUCCCACACUGGCUCGUUGGUGACAGUACUCGGGAGGUACAGGCACCCCAUCCCCAUGCCAGUGUGGUUCCAUGGGGUUCUGGGCCUCUCUCCUGCAGACCUUUGUCACAGUUUGUGGCAGGCCAGUGAGCUAUCAGGAGCUGAGCUGAGAUCUCCUGGCUUCACUUGGGCACUCUGGAGCCAAACCAGUCUUGCCACGUAAACAACUCUUCUGCCUCCAGGAUCUUCCUGGCCCACAAACACAACGUAAUUAGCAGCAGAAGGGAUCUGUGAGGUGCAAGCCCCUGCUGCUGUGCUAGGGCUUGGGAAGCAGUCCUAGCAGGUUAUGGCAGGUUGCCAUCAUGCUGGCACAGAGCUGGGGCACCCUACUGGGCUCUGCUCUCACAGCUUAGGCCCCUGUGCUCCAGUCCUGAGCACAGGCACUGCCUGUGCCACAGGCAAGGGCUCAAUGCCUGCAAGGGGGAACAAUGCAGAGAACUACAGGACUGUGAGUCCGACCUCGGUGCCGAGAAGGUCACAGAGCAGAUGAUCUUGAGUGCCAUGCCAUGGCACACACAGGACAAGGGGAUCAGGCCCAGUCAGCACAGGGGAAAGGCAGGUGCUGCUUGAGCAGCCUGGCCUCCUUCUGUGACAGGGUG